Perca flavescens (yellow perch) is the source of this 912-nucleotide messenger RNA. It is a transcript of the gene ss18l2, whose product is annotated as ss18, like 2. The coding region runs from base 361 to 645 and encodes 94 amino acids. The transcript has 4 exons. NCBI's taxonomy places the organism in Eukaryota, Metazoa, Chordata, Actinopteri, Perciformes, Percidae. The record is from RefSeq and is a predicted model, not a curated record.
GAGAUUGAGAGCUUAUAGUAUCACGGCUCUUUAUCAAGGACCAUAUCUAUACAUCAAUUACGUCACAGCUGGACCACGAACUACCGAUAUUUGAAAGGAAUCGAGCUGUAUUUAAUAAAGGCCUCCAAUGCAUAGAUAAUAUAUAAGCUCCAAUGUCGGAAACGCGCCGGGUUAACAGAAAAUAGUACUUUUUUAGUUCAGGAUUGCUAGACUACAGCUCUCCGGAAGAUGGCGGUAGUACAACAAGAAUGACAUGGUCGUCGAUCAAUACAAUCAAAGAAGAAGACAAAGUGAUGUAGCUAGAAGGAGCGUUCUUGUUUUGAACGUAAACAAGUGGCAAACCAACCGCGACUACACAAAAUGUCGAUUGUUUUUGUGCCAAAGAAACUCCGAGGAAAGGCGAAAAUUAACCAAGAAACAAUACAGAGGUUGCUGGAUGAAAACGACCAGUUAAUACGAUGCAUCACCGAGUACAUGCAGAAAGGACGAGCAGUUGAAUGUGUACAAUACCAACAGAUCCUGCACCGCAACAUCGUAUAUUUGGCAACCAUAGCUGAUGCCAGCCCAGACAGCACGCUGCCCGCCUCAAAUUCUACAUCUAAUGAAACCUCAACAUCAACUGGGAAUGGGCAUGGAGGGACAUGAUGAUGGCAGCUUCUGUCAGCGCAGCUGGGAUGGGGUGUCAAAUAUUUGACCAUGUGGUUGGGAACGAUUUUACAUCACAAGAAAAUAUAUUUAUUAAAACUAAUCGUUUUCAGUAAUAUUACCCAUACCAAGGACCACUGGUACUUCAGCUCAGUAAUGCUAUAUUGAAGGUCUAUUAUGUGAAGAAGAAGGAAAAAUUCUGUGAAUUCAAAAUGUCAUUUUUAGUAUGAAUUGUAUAUUAAAACUUUUUCUAUUUUUGAAAAUUUC